Molecule: messenger RNA, 1446 nt
Organism: Xenopus laevis (African clawed frog)
Lineage: Eukaryota; Metazoa; Chordata; Amphibia; Anura; Pipidae
Gene: cyb5r2.S
Product: cytochrome b5 reductase 2 S homeolog
Exons: 9
Coding region: 74-988 (304 amino acids)
Cellular component (GO): membrane; mitochondrion
Molecular function (GO): cytochrome-b5 reductase activity, acting on NADH; oxidoreductase activity; FAD binding
Source: RefSeq, a predicted model, not a curated record
CACUUUAAAGUCCACACUGUAGUGAAUUGUGUCUCUGGAUCACAGAAGAGUAAGCAGCAGCGUGGGAGCCAUCAUGGAGAUUUCCACGGACUCAAACAUGUUGGUAGCCCUGGCAGCGAUAGGAGUAACAGUGUUAUUGUUCCUGAUUAAAGCUCUGGGAUCUGGGGCUAAGAAAGCACCGGUCACUCUGCUGGACCCCAAUGCAAAGUACCCACUACCUCUUAUAGAGAAACAGGAAAUCAGCCAUGACACUAAGAAAUUCAGGUUUGGCCUCCCCUCUGCAGAGCAUGUCUUGGGGCUCCCUGUAGGUCAGCAUAUUUACCUCUCUGCCAAGGUCAAUGGGAGCCUGGUCGUUCGGGCGUAUACGCCGGUGUCCAGCGAUGAAGUCAAGGGCCACGUGGAUCUGGUUGUGAAGGUGUAUUACAAAAACGUAAAUCCUAAAUUCCCCGACGGAGGCAAAAUGUCGCAGCACCUGGACAGUCUCAAAAUAGGGGAAACAAUUGAUUUCCGGGGUCCGAAUGGGCUUCUUGUCUACAAAGGGAAGGGGAAAUUUGCCAUCAGACCAGAUAAGAAGUCUGAACCAAAGAUCAAGGUGGCCAAACACGUGGGGAUGCUUGCUGGUGGAACUGGGAUUACACCCAUGUUGCAGCUGAUUCGUCAAAUCACCCAGGAUCCCAAUGAUAACACAAAAUGCUACCUCAUCUUUGCUAAUCAGACAGAAGACGACAUCUUGCUACGAUAUGAACUGGAAACUGUAGCCAAGAGCCACCCGGAACAGUUUAAGCUUUGGUACACGCUGGAUCGGCCCCCGCAAGGGUGGAAGUACGGCUCUGGUUUUGUUACUGCAGACAUGAUUAAAGAGCACCUGCCUCCUCCGUCCGAGGAUGUCCUUGUGCUGAUGUGCGGGCCUCCUCCCAUGAUCCAGUUUGCGUGCCAAGACAACCUGACCAAGCUUGGGUACCCCGAGGCUGGAAGGUUUGCUUACUAGUGUAUAAAUAAAUCCAGAGCCUCCUGUGCCAGGGGAUAUUGCCAAGCUGCUUUUUUAUGCCAAUGCCAUGGACAAACUUCGGGCAUUUUCCCAGGGAAAUAUCAGAACAGCUGGGGGUAUCCCAUAACAUUCCAAUGCUCAGGUUCUACCACCUGCCCCAGUGGUACCGUAAGGGCUGUGCCAACACCAUUCCUGUCCAGUUCACACUAGGCAAUACCUUCGGAUCUGCUGGGAACUUUCCAUUUAUGUCCAAUUUUCACAUAACUCAGUGGGUUUUUAUAUUAUAUUUCACCGGAAUCCAGAUGCACCAGAGCAUGCUGGGAUUAGUUUAACCCAUGCCUGGGAUCUGAUGUCUGUUUCACAUGAAGAACUCUCAGUCAUUUGUGUGAAUAAUUGAUUCAAUGGAUAGAUGCAGAAUCUGCAAAUGUUUAAUAAAUAUGAACUGACGUCUACUUUUA